This is a messenger RNA of Heterocephalus glaber (naked mole-rat), 906 nucleotides long. Lineage: Eukaryota; Metazoa; Chordata; Mammalia; Rodentia; Bathyergidae. The record is from RefSeq and is a predicted model, not a curated record.
AUGGAGAAUAAAAGGAACGUGACCAAACUCAUUUUAAUUGGCCUUACACAGAGCCCCCAAGUACAGAAGGUGGUGUUUGUGGUCUUCUUGGUGCUGUACACCGUGACACUCUCUGGCAACCUGCUCAUCGUGGUCACCAUCGUCAGCAGCCAGGCUCUGAGCUCCCCCAUGUAUUUCUUCCUCAGCCACCUCUCCUUGAUAGACACAAUUUAUUCUUCCUCUUCAGUGCCCAAGCUGAUUGUGGACUCCCUGCAUGAGAAGAAAGCCAUUUCCUUUAAUGGCUGCAUGGCCCAGGUCUAUGCAGAACACAUUUUUGGUGCUACCGAGAUCAUCCUGCUGACGGUGAUGGCCUAUGACCGCUACGUGGCCAUCUGCAGGCCUCUGCACUACACGACCAUCAUGAGCCACAAGCUCUGUGUGCUCCUCGUGGGAGUGGCCUGGGCUGGAGGCUUUGUCCAUGCAACCAUUCAGAUCCUCUUCACAGCCUGGCUGCCCUUCUGUGGCCCCAAUGUCAUCGACCAUUUCAUGUGCGACUUGUACCCUCUGUUGAAACUCGUCUGCAUGGACACCCACACCCUCGGUCUCUUUGUUGCUGCCAACAGUGGCUUCAUCUGCCUAUUGAACUUCCUCCUCUUGAUGGCAUCCUAUGUGAUCAUCUUGCGCUCUCUGAGGAACUAUAGCUUGGAGGGUAGACGCAAAGCCCUCUCCACCUGCUUGUCUCACAUUACAGUUGUUGUCUUAUUCUUUGUGCCCUGCAUAUUUGUGUAUCUGCGCCCAGUGAGCACUUUGGCAAUUGAUAAAGCUGUUGCUGUCUUCUAUACUAUGGUGGCCCCUAUGUUAAACCCUUUAAUCUAUACUCUCAGAAAUGCAGAGGUAAAAAAUGCAAUAAGGAUGCUCUGGAGCUGA